Elephantulus edwardii (Cape elephant shrew) is the source of this 1083-nucleotide messenger RNA. It is a transcript of the gene GJD2, whose product is annotated as gap junction protein, delta 2, 36kDa. Gene Ontology annotation, cellular component: connexin complex. The coding region runs from base 88 to 1053 and encodes 321 amino acids. The record is from RefSeq and is a predicted model, not a curated record. Gene Ontology annotation, biological process: cell communication. Lineage: Eukaryota; Metazoa; Chordata; Mammalia; Macroscelidea; Macroscelididae. The transcript is spliced from 2 exons.
UCGGGAGGUGCGGCCCGGGGAGGGGCCAGGAGCGGGAACGUGCCCGGUGCUGCCCACUCUUUGUCUGCUGCCUCCGGAUGCACAGCGAUGGGGGAAUGGACCAUCUUGGAGAGGCUGCUGGAAGCCGCGGUGCAGCAGCACUCCACUAUGAUCGGGAGGAUCCUGUUGACUGUGGUGGUGAUCUUCCGGAUCCUCAUUGUGGCCAUUGUGGGGGAGACGGUGUACGAUGAUGAGCAGACCAUGUUUGUGUGUAACACCCUGCAGCCCGGCUGUAACCAGGCCUGCUAUGACCGCGCCUUCCCCAUCUCCCACAUCCGCUACUGGGUCUUCCAGAUCAUUAUGGUGUGCACCCCCAGUCUCUGCUUCAUCACCUACUCUGUACACCAGUCUGCCAAGCAGCGAGAACGCCGCUACUCCACUGUCUUCCUAGCCCUGGACAGAGACGGCCCUGAGUCCAUGGGAGGUCCUGGAGGAACUGGGGGUGGAAGCAGUAGCGGGAGCAAGCGAGAAGACAAGAAGUUGCAGAAUGCCAUUGUCAAUGGAGUGCUUCAAAACACGGAAAACACCAACAAAGAGACAGAGCCAGAUUGUCUAGAGGUUAAGGAGCUGAACCCGCACCCAUCGGGGCUCCGCACUGCCGCACGAUCCAAGCUCAGGAGACAAGAGGGCAUCUCCCGCUUCUACAUCAUCCAGGUGGUGUUCCGAAAUGCCCUGGAGAUUGGGUUUCUGGUGGGUCAGUACUUCCUCUAUGGCUUCAGUGUCCCAGGGUUGUACGAGUGUGACCGCUACCCCUGCAUCAAGGAGGUCGAGUGCUAUGUGUCCCGGCCCACGGAAAAGACCGUCUUUCUAGUGUUCAUGUUUGCUGUGAGCGGCAUCUGUGUGGUGCUCAACUUGGCUGAACUCAACCACCUGGGAUGGCGUAAGAUCAAGCUGGCGGUCCGAGGGGCUCAGGCCAAGAGGAAGUCAGUCUAUGAGAUCCGUAACAAAGACCUGCCCCGGGUCAGUGUUCCCAACUUUGGCAGGACUCAGUCCAGUGACUCUGCCUAUGUGUGAAAAGGGGUUGGAUAACGAGGGGAUAACAAG